GGCGGGGCCAUUUUCUUUCGGAUGUGAGCUGAGUGCGGAUUAAAGGCGGUGGGUGGAGAAAACCCUUUAAUAGACGCCUUGGAAUAUAUACGGAGUGCAGGAAAGGUGUCGAAACGCGUGGAGAUGGCGGACUUCGAUAGUAAUCCCUUUGCCGAUCCUGAGUUUAAUAAUCCCUUCAAGGAUCCAUCAGUUACACAAGUAACGAGAAAUCCUCCACCAGCAUUAGAGGAAUACAAUCCUUUUACAGAUGGACGGACGGCACCACCAGGAAAUGCUGAAAAGCGUCCUUUGCCUAGUACACAACCCGCUAUUAUGAAGCCUACAGAGGAACCACCCACGUAUGCACCCCGUACACAGGAAACUGCUGCAGCCCAGGCUGAGCUCCUGAGACGCCAGGAAGAACUAGAGCAAAAAGCAGCAGAGCUUGAUCGGCGGGAACGUGAAAUGAAAAAUCUCAGCUAUGAUCCUCGGAAGAACAAUUGGCCUCCCCUUCCUGAACGAUGCCCUGUGGGACCAUGUUUCUAUCAGGACCUCUCCGUAGAUAUCCCUGUUGAAUUUCAAAAAACAGUCAAGAUGCUCUACUACUUAUGGAUGUUCCAUGCAGUAACACUUCUGGUAAAUAUUAUUGGAUGCCUUGCCUGGUUCUGUGUUGAUAGCUACCGAGGUGUGGACUUUGGCCUGGCCAUUCUAUGGUUCUUGCUUUUUACCCCCUGUUCUUUUAUUUGUUGGUACAGACCACUCUACAAAGCCUUCAGGAGUGACAGUUCCUUCAGCUUCUUUCUAUUCUUCUUCGUAUUUAUCUGUCAAUUUGCUGUCCAUGUAUUGCAAUCAGUAGGAAUUCCACAGUGGGGCAACUGUGGCUGGAUUUCAGCACUUACAGCUCUUAAUAGGAGUAUUCCUGUUGGAGUUCUAAUGAUGAUUGUUGCAGCAGCUUUUACUGGCUCAGCUGUUGUCUCACUAAUUAUGUUCAAAAAGGUACAUGGAAUGUAUCGCACUACAGGAGCUAGCUUUGAGAAAGCUCAACAAGAGUUUGCAACAGGAGUCAUGUCAAACAAAACUGUUCAGACAGCUGCGGCAAAUGCAGCUUCUACUGCGGCUCGUGGUGCUUUCAAAGGCAACCAAAUUUAAGGGAGAAAUCACCAUCUCCCAAACAUCCUCCAUCUAAUCCAUGUCCCACUCCAGUCAUUGCAUACACACAGAUCCAAUGAACAUAAUCUCACCAUCGCUGCAGCAUGACCCUUUAUUUUAAGAAAAGCUCCAUGUGGCCCUUGAAUUAGGUUUAUGCAUGGGCUAAAAACUUACAAACAGUAGUAUUCUUGCUUGAAGAAAAUCUUGUUUAUUGAAUUGCUUUUUGUUUUUCAUAACCCUUUUGAAUUGUCAUACUACCCUUUUUUAAGUUUGUAAUUUGCAUGUUGUCAUUGUUUCUUUAAUAUUGUACUCGAGUUACUGAAGAAUCUUGUCUUCUGUAUGACACUGGACUGCUGACUGAUUUGCACGCAACUUAGUGAUCUUGGAGAAUUGCUUGUACUGCCAAAAGUACGUUGGAUUGGAAACUUCUUUUUCUGUAAAAAGUUUGUAACUGCCUUCAUAACAAGCACUUACAAGUUAAUGUCAAAGUAACUUGGUUGUACAUAAUUGUUUGGAUUUUUCUCAUGGUUCUCCUGAAUUAACUGAAAAUGACUGACAUUACCCUUGUAAUUUUCAGUGGUAUAAUCUUCAUGGUUAAUGUACUGUUUGUGUAGCCACAAUGAUUGAGAAGCCUCAUUUGUUCAAGUACAAACUGGGGUACAGAGUAACAAAUACCAAUUACAGGUGGCAUGAACUGUUUGGAGCCUUUUGGAAAAUUGAACUGCAGAAGUGCAUGUUGUGCCUUCCUACUAUUUGUAUAAAUUGAGUAUAAACAAAUUUCCACCUAUCGUAGACGGCUCUUGAGAAAUGCACAUCCUUCAAGUGCAAACAUUAGGGUAUACCCAUUUUAACUGAAAUUUAUAUUUUAGAACGGUCUAGUUAUUUCCACACUGACUUCCACUGUAGCAUUUCGGAUGAGAAGUGGAAAAUUUAGUUUUGUUUUGGAUCAUGACUUCAUUUCCAGGAAUGUUCAUAUUUGUUUCUAAGUGAAAUAUUGCUUUAGUUAGACUUCAAAAGGCUGUAGGAAUAGACCUGAGUAAAGAAUGGUUGAAUUGACUAAUUUUAAUGACUAAUGUCGAUGAGUACAACAUCUAAUCGUACAGCUGCUAAACCUUUCAGUCUGGUUGGUCAUUGAGCUCUUUUCAUUUUGUGAUGGGAGUUAUUUUUGCUUGUUGUUUUUGUGUAUAAAUCUGUUUCACAGUCUAGGUACAACUACUUCUCUUUAGUUUUGUAAUCCUUUUGCAUCUCUACCACCUCCUUGACAGCUGCAACUUAAAAGAAAACAGACCCGUGAUAGUCCUGAACUAAAGUUCUUGUUGCUCCUAUGAUAGGCCUGAAUAAAGAAUUGGCUUUAAUUUUGCAAAUAUUUUUGGACCUGAUUUGGUACAGUUAACAUACUUCUAGAGAAGGGAAUUGCGUAAAGUUAUUUUUCUAUACAUUGUUCUCCAACGCUUUUUUAAAGUUUGAAUCUAAAUGUCCUCAUUGGCUGCAGAUGUUUUCGAAAAGAAAGUUUUUCAAAUUUAUUUAAUCCUUGUUUCACACUAGUGUGUGGAUCAUGAACAGUUUUUUGAGACUGUUUUCUGUAAUGCUGGUGGUUAGUGCACAAAGGAGUAUUUGCUAGGUGCACAUGUGUUGGAGAUUUCUGUGGACUUCUGAACUGGUCUAAUUUGGAUCCUUUCUAUUCAUUUUGUUUCCUUUUCCCCUCUCAUUUAGAAGAGGUUGAGUUUGUGUAAUGCCUCCACACAUUCACAUGUUAGCUUGACUUGCAGUAACAAUGGAUGGUGCACCAAUUUAGUCAGGAGAUAAACUUCUGAAAUUUUUGUCCUGUUUGUACAUGCAUUAAAUGUUUCUGUAAACUUGUAUAACUGUACUGUGUACUGUGUUUUUGGGGACAAUGUAUCCAGUACUUUUAUUUUGAAGGCAGUUGUAGUGUUUUGCUGAAGGCCUAGGCAUGAUGUAUUUGGAUGUUGGAAUGAACAUUGUCUGAAAUACUAGGACUUAAAUCAAUUGUAAUUAGUAAGUUGUUGAUGUUUCUAAGUUGUGUAAAUAGACAUCCAUAAAAUUUCCACUGUUGUUCCAUACCUAUAAAUAAUACUGGUUGGGAGAAAACUGUAGAUUUUUAGCUUAAAGAAAUAGCUGUGACAAUUUAUACAGCUGGAAUCCACAAUAGGACUUCAAGUUUGGAGUUGUCCAUUUUUCCCGGAACUACCAGGGCAUGAUCAAAUAUCUUGAUUUUAGUGGUGAAUGGGCCAAGAUCAACUUGGUUGGCAGGCAGAAAUUUCAAUAAUGUAAAAUUCAUAUCUCCAAGCAUUGAGCAAUUCUGAAUUUUUUUCAAUCAUAAUGAAUAAGAUGCGUUUUCUUGCUGGCAUGUUUGGAAUCAACUUUGAAUUAAAUAUAUUUUUUAAAUAACUAGUGAAUGAAAUCUUGAUUUAUACAUCAUUUGAAAAACUAGUUAGGAAUUUGUAAAUGGAGUCCUGUUCUAAGAUUUGUGAUGUGACCAGAUACGAAGGUGAAUCAAAGAGCUUCAAAUGGUAAGUGACGAAUUGCUCUGUUACGUAUACUUUUAUGGUGGUAAAUAUAUCAAUGUUACAAAAGACCAUGAGGACACUUCACUAGUUAAUGUAGUUAGCAAUGUUGCUGUUUUCUACUUUUUAAAAAAAAUUAGUUAUGUCUCACAGUUGAGGUACUGUGAUUAUAUUUUAACUACAUUGUGACAUGAAGUACAUUAGUAUUAUGUCAGCUGAAACAGCAAUCUUUUUAUACUGCUUUUCGUUUUAACAUGGGUAUGUAGGACUCAAACUUCAACAAUGAUUCUUUCCUUGAAGUAAAUGGAUAAGAGUAACUUGAACAAGUCUUGCUUUGUUAUUCCACAUCUCUGCAAAUGUUUAGGAAGUGUAUGUUAAAUGCAGAUGAAGAAUUCUUUUUAGAACAGAAUUAAGUGGUGUAAAGAUGCUGGCGUACUUGUCCUUGGGAUUUGUGCAGUGAUGAAUACAUUUGGUGUUGAAGGAUGUUUAUUAGCCGGUGGAUUAUGUAAAUGUCCUAUGAAGUUAGUGGCAGAGGUUCUGAAUUUGCAGCCAGAUAAUUUUUAAACUUCAAAUAUUGCGUUUCUUUUAGGUGUUUGAUUGUUCUGCCUAUUUAUAUUUGUAGCUUUGCAUUUUUUUUGUUUGAACUAUAUAGAGAUAAAGUAAGAAACUUGAUUGUUCUCAACUUACAAUUAAACAUUUCUUCUAUUUUUCUUAAAGGUUAAAUUAAAUGUUUUUGUAAAAAAAAUUGAUUGAAACAAGCUUCUGUAAGGAGGGUGAAAUGGAGGAAUAUAACAAAUAAAACUUUCUGCAUGCUUGUAAAAGGAGAAACAAAACUCCAGUGGGAGGGACGUUUAUUUGGAUUUACAGUAGGUCCAUGUUAUAAACUACAUGGGGCCUAUUUGUGUAAGUGAUUACAUCUAAAAUGUAAUUGAGCUUAACAGACCAGAAAGAUUGUAGGUUUUUAUCCUAGACCCAAGGAAUUAGGUAAAGCAUCCAGAUAGAAUCCUGUAGUAAUGAAGAAAAAAAAUUAGAUACUUUUUUGGAGAAGCGUACUAGUGAAGACUAGAUCAGACUUAAUUUUUGUUCUGUGCUUACUAAUACCACUUAAAUAAACCAUGAAGAGUAAUCAUAUGGGCAAGAAGCUAGCGUUCCUGGGAAGCACCACUUUGGCAUGAUUUGUGCUUUUCCGGGAGAAACUAUGAUCUGAAAUCUAAAAGUGCAAAGCAGAAACUUGAGCACUCAUAAUCCAGUUGAAAUUUUAGCAUUUAUAAUUAACAGAAUUUCUAUCUGUAAUAGAAAUUAAAUUCAGAAACAUUCAGCAUUGAGCAGCAACUUUGCUUGAUUUCUUUGGUAAAUGUCAAUUAAAGUAUAAGUUUUAUUUUAGUACUUAACUUAUGUUAGUGUAGAUAUUGUUUAAUGCUGUUGAGCAAUACGCUAGCUUUACACACUUUUAUAUUGUAAUUCUUCUAAUAGCUGUCUUAAUUGAUAAUUCCUAAAUUGAUCUAUCGCAACAGGAGUAUAUUUAAAAGGAAAUGUUUUUUAGAAUGAGUCAAAUGAUUAAAAAAAAACCUAAAUUUAUUCCUUAAUCUUACCCAAAAUUUUUUUCUUUGAAUGAAGCAUUCUAAAAAUACACACUUGCCAAAGAAAUUAUUUGCAUCCCACAAUCAGCAAAACACCUAGAUGUUGGAUAUUUAAGUGUGAACUUUUUUUCAGUUCAUUUUAAAUGUUCAGAGUUUGAUUUUCUGUCCACAUCUCUUGUAUGCUAUCCAACUGAUGUCCCAAUUACAAUUCUUUUGACAAUAGUAGCUCUGCUUCCUCUUGGGUUGUGCAAAUUACCAGUUUGUCAUGUGAGGAACUUGCAAUGUGAUGCACUGGCAUUUGCAUUCAGCAGAGAAUCAGUGGUGUUCAUUGCUGACCUCUCCUGGCAGUAUAGAGAUCUAUUGCCAAAUGGAGAUCUCCAAGAAGCUGAUCACAUUAAAGUGUUCUCACAAACAAAAUAAAUCAGGAAGGUAAAAUCUCCACAUCCCAUCACUAUUAAUUUAAAUUUUAGAUAGUAAUAUAAUAUUGUUUAUUAUACUAGCUUCUGUCUUAAUCCGAACUCAAUGUGGAGAAAUUUGACAUUGCAAAAGCAAGUUGCUAUUCUGAAGAAAUGAGUAUUCAGCAUUAAUUAUAAAUUUUAAUACUGUCUAAAAAAAAGUUACCCCUUAAGGGAAGACUGAGGUAUUGUGAUAUCAUCACUUGAGUAGUAAUCCAGAAUUAAUAUUGGGUUAAUAUUCUUGAAACCAUGGGUUUGAAUUCCACCAUAGUCAAAUUUGAAUUCAAUAAAAAGCAGGCCUAAUGGUGACCAUGUAAUCAUUGUCAACAGUCAGCAAAAUCAUUCAUGCCCCUUAGGGAAGAUAAUCUUUACCUGCUUUGGGGGUGGGGGUGUGAGAGAGCAGGGAGGUGUGUACAUAUCACUCCAGGCUCAGUAAUCAGUUGGCUCUUACCUAACCUCUGCGCAGUUAGGGAUGGGCAAUAAGUGCUGGCCUAGCCAGCAAUGCCCAAGUCUGAAGAAAGACCUUGUUUUUUUUAAAUUCAUUUUCAUUUUGAUCAAAACUGAUUUGUAUGAAAGCAUAAUGUUUAAUCAGGACCCACAACUAGUCUGUUUCCAUUCUGUGUGACUCAAGAAUAAAAUCAAUGGCAAUACCUUCCGGAUUGUGUGCACAGAUUCCAAAAGUAGUUAGUUUCUGCAGAGUGAUGAGAAUUUUGCCAUUAUUGCCACCAUAAACCCCAAGCUGAUAUCUUAAUUGAAAAGGAAAAUUAACAGAAUGAUAUUCCAAAUUACCCACAUUUUGUUUUGAAAAAAGGAAACUUCUCAACCUUCAAACCUUUAUUCUUAGAUGCAUUGUUGCCAACCUGAUUUAUCUUUUUUUUGUAAUGUAGCAGAAAGGACCUUUCUUCUAAACUAGCAACUGGAUUCCCUUGAAACAUUCACUUUUGGAUUUCAUUCUUGUUGCUGGCUUUUUUUUAAAAUAUCAUUUGAUAGGUUAUGUUCUGAAAUGACAAAUUAGAAAUUUCCAAAAACAAUUGCUUUUUUAAAAAAAAAGUUUGAAAAUUUAGUACUGCAAUAUGAUAAUCCACUUGGGUUGUUUCAAGAUUAGAAACACAAGCAGCAACAUUUGAAGAGUAAUUUUUAGUGAGGCAGUAUCCAUUAAUGCACUUUGCAUUGUGAAACACGUAUGGUCUAAUUGGGUAGAAUGUAUAAAAAGAUUAAUUUUAUACAGAUACUUUACUCUUCAGAGAAUAUUGUUUCACCUGAUUUUUGAACUAUCUGUUAGCCUUACAAUUUGUAUUAGACCAUAUUAGCAUUCGUAGAGUUUGAUUUUUAUGAACAAAACUUAUACAACACAAUGCUACAAUGUCUCACACUCAUCUAUGUAUUGUUCUUUUUAUCUAAAAGCCAUGAAAGGUUUUGUUCUUGUACUAAGUAUUUAAUUCAAACUCUACUUGAAGAUGUGGAUUUCCAUGUUUGCCUUGCAAUUGUUAGCUUUUGAUUUAUUAAAAUCUGAUAUUUAUUUGUAUAUUUUGUAAAUUGCAUUCUGCCAUUGUUUUGAGUUGCAGUACACUGUACAAAAUGCUCUCUCCAUUCUAUAAUAAAAACUACAA
Stegostoma tigrinum is the source of this 7298-nucleotide messenger RNA. It is a transcript of the gene scamp1, whose product is annotated as secretory carrier membrane protein 1. Gene Ontology annotation, biological process: protein transport. Gene Ontology annotation, cellular component: trans-Golgi network membrane; recycling endosome membrane. The transcript is spliced from 9 exons. The record is from RefSeq and is a predicted model, not a curated record. Lineage: Eukaryota; Metazoa; Chordata; Chondrichthyes; Orectolobiformes; Stegostomatidae. Bases 124 to 1128 code for a protein of 334 amino acids.